GUGACUGGUCCAGCAGUCUUCUGGGACCUGUCACGUGUCCGCAGUCUCUGGUCACCUCCUGUACUGUGUCCGCAGUCUCUUGUCACCCCCUGUACUGUGUCCGCAGUCUCUGGUCACCUCCUGUACUGUGUCCGCAGUCUCUGGUCAUCUCCUGUACUGUGUCCGCAGUCUCUGGUCAUCUCCUGUACUGUGUCCGCAGUCUCUGGUCAUCUCCUGUACUGUGUCCGCAGUCUCUGGUCAUCUCCUGUACUGUGUCCGCAGUCUCUGGUCAUCUCCUGUACUGUGUCCGCAGUCUCUGGUCAUCUCCUGUACUGUGUCCGCAGUCUCUGGUCAUCUCCUGUACUGUGUCCGCAGUCUCUGGUCAUCUCCUGUACUGUGUCCGCAGUCUCUGGUCAUCUCCUGUACUGUGUCCGCAGUCUCUGGUCAUCUCCUGUACUGUGUCCGCAGUCUCUGGUCAUCUCCUGUACUGUGUCCGCAGUCUCUGGUCAUCUCCUGUACUGUGUCCGUAGUCUCUGGUCAUCUCCUGUACUAUGUCCGCAGUCUCUGGUCAUCUCCUGUACUAUGUCCGCAGUCUCUGGUCAUCUCCUG
Messenger RNA from Staurois parvus, 588 nucleotides. The record is from the annotation of a GenBank genome assembly. NCBI's taxonomy places the organism in Eukaryota, Metazoa, Chordata, Amphibia, Anura, Ranidae.